Molecule: messenger RNA, 3321 nt
Organism: Durio zibethinus
Lineage: Eukaryota; Viridiplantae; Streptophyta; Magnoliopsida; Malvales; Malvaceae
Source: RefSeq, a predicted model, not a curated record
AAAAUAAAUAAAGGCUUCAAUUAUUUUUAAAAUUACAUUAGAGGGGCCUUUCGGUAUCUUCAGCCGAAAAAAAUUGUUGUUGCUUGAACUGGGCUUUGUCUUCGCCAGCAAGAGCCAUUUCUGCUCCAUGAACCCAUUUGAGCUUAGGUUUUAUGUCUCCUUUAGGACCUUUCCUUUUCGGCGUUUAUGGGGUUUUCAUUGUUUCUUUUCUGGGUUUUUAGUUGCAUGCAGGAUUAAGGUUUUUAUUAUCGAUUUUUCUUUUUGCUUUUUUUAAAUUGCAUUUUCAGGUUUUAAAGCUCGUAUGUGUUCGUUCAAGCAAUCGACUUUUUUUGGUGAUUUUAGAGUCUUGGGUCUGCUUAAAAACGGAGUUUAAGGAUUGACUCUUAAAGAUCAGAUUUUUUAUUUUUUCAUUUAUUUUUUAGGAGGAUUUGUUGAAAGGGGUUUCUGAUGGGGAGCACCGAUGAGCCCAACAUAAAGGGCAUUGAUGCGUCGGUGGGUGGGUUGGUUUGGGUCCGACGCAGAAACGGUUCGUGGUGGCCAGGUCGGAUUAUGGGCCUUGACGAGCUCUCUGAGAGUUGUUUGGUUUCUCCAAGAUCUGGUACUCCCAUUAAGCUCCUUGGUCGUGAAGAUGCAAGCGUGGACUGGUAUAAUCUUGAAAAGUCUAAGAGGGUGAAGGCCUUUCGCUGUGGAGAAUAUGAUGCAUGUAUCAACAAAGCUAAGGCUUCGGCAGCAAAUUCUAGCAAGAAAGCAGUGAAAUAUGCUCGAAGAGAAGAUGCUAUUCUUCAUGCUCUCGAGAUUGAGAGUGCACGUUUAGGCAAGGAUCAUCCCGAUUAUUUCUCUAGAAAAGAUAAUUCUGGUGGUGACCAGGGUGGUUCAGCACAAGAACCACCUACCAUUUCACAUUCUGGGAAAGAAAAUGAGGAUAUGACUGAUGAAAUGAGUGAAUCUGAGGAUUACUUAGAUUUGGCUCCAGAAUUAUCACAGUCUGGCAUAUCCUUUGAAGAGCCAAAUCAUAUUAAUGGUUCUAAGGGGCACUCUAUGCUGGUAAAGAGAAGAAAAACCCCAAAUGAUUCAGAAGAUGAUGGAACAGAAGGAAUCAAGCGCAUGAGAGGACUUGAGGAUCUAGGUAUGGGUGUAGGGUCAAAAAGAAAAGCCCAGGCUGCCGGGGUGCUUGAGCUAGUUCAACAAGAUAAUGCUUCAUUUUAUGGCCCAAACACUGGCAACUGCCUGUCUAAUGGAGGUCCCAUAAAUGGUAGCAGAAAUCAUUCAUCUUCACUAAAAAGAAAGAGAUCUCAAGUGGCAAAUGUUCAUGAAUUCUUGAAAAGGAAAAAUCGCCGGCGACCAUUAACCAAGGUUUUGGAGAGCACAGCUAUGGUGUCAGUUCCAGUUGCAUGUGAUGAACUUCCAAGCUCAAGUGGUUCACCCCUUAGGGGACUCUCUGAUAGCAAGGUUUCAGGAAUGGAUUCUAAUGAAUCACGGAGAAGUGUUUCUGCUGUAGUUAACAACAACAACAACAACAAUAAUAACAACUCAGACAGUACUGGAGUUUCAUGUGAGAAUGGUGUCUCCUUAAAUGCUUCUGAACAUGCUGCUGAUGCAUCUCAAACUAAUAAUAAGACAAAAGACAAUGAAAUUUCCAGCAUACCGGGGCUAGCUAAAAAUGAAUCUUCUGACAGGCUAUUUGAUGUGCCAUUUGUUGGAGGAGAUAAACCUUCUGCAGAUUUUUCUCCAAUAUUUGUAUCUUGUUCAUCUGAGAUGCCUGAAGUCGGUGAUUUGGGGAGGCAAGCUGAAAUUGAGGGACAUAAUGAAUCUGGCUGUACCAGAUCAGUGGCUGUUCAUAAAAAUAUUAUUAGCCAGAGGAUAGAGAAAGGUAAUGCAGAGUGGCAGUUAAAAGGAAAGAGAAAAUCAAGACAAAUAAGUAAAAUUCAAAAACACGACUCGAGAAAAUAUGCUGACAUGGAUGAUGAACCAAAUGCUUAUUUGGCAGGUAUAGAGCACUUGGAUGGAUUUUCUCAGGGUUCUGAUCAGAAAGUUGAUUGCAAUGGUGUUGGUGGGUCACUUGCUCCAUACACUUGCACCUUGCAAUCCAAGUCCAAGUCAGUUGUUGAAGAGCUGCUUGAUGGGUUCCGGGACUGGAAGCCUAUGUCUCGGGAACCUCGAGUGAGGGGGCCAAUAAUGGAGGAAAAAAUACUACCUGAUGGUUCUCUGACCCGUCAAAGGUUACUUCCAUACCGUCAGUCCCGCUAUACUGUCCACUCCAGAUAUCAGAUGACAGAUUUUCCUGGAAAACCUUUUUCUGCUGAUUCAUCAUUAUAUGAUGUUAAGAUUGAGGUGAAAGCUAACUAUAGGCCACAGCAUGUUCCAUUAGUUUCCCUCAUGAGUAAACUGAAUGGUAAAGCCAUAAUUGGUCACCCUCUAACGGUCGAGGUUUUGAGUGAUGAUUAUUGUGGCAAUUUGACUCAAGAAGCUGGUAUGAAGUGCAAUGAAAUUGUUCAUUUAAUGAAGCGAAAUUCAGGUGGACGAGUCCCUACAAAGCAUGUGAAAUUGCAAUCACGUAAAUCAGCCAAAGCGAAGAAAUCUGGACUGUUGUCAAAAAAGAUUCGGAAAUUGUCUUCAUUGACUGGUCGGAAGCAGGGUGUAGCAGACAGGAAACCGGUUGCGGAUAAGCCCGAGGCUCCUGUAAUAGCUUGCAUUCCUCUAAAGUUAGUAUUCAGUAGGAUAAAUGAAGCAUUGAAUGGCUCAGCACGACCAACACACCGCCCUUUAACAUCCGGAAAUUCAUGAAUAGGUGAUUUCGGGGACUCUGUUCGUCUAGAGAACCCAGUAGCUGGUUCAUUUUAAAAUCCUUGCCAAUAGCAGCAGCAGCAUGCAUUCUGCCACAGGUAGGUCAAUGAAUCCCGUUGUACAAUUGAAUUGACAUUGGUUUUGUUGUAGAAAGGGAAACUGGUAGGAGUACGAAGGAUGAUGAUGAAGGCUUCUCUAGCUUUGUAUAUAUGAAAGUGUAACAUUAGUUUGAGGUGUAAAGGAGGUGGGAUCAGGUGAUAUUGGGUUUUCUUUUUUUUUUUUUAAUUCAUGAAUUCAGGUUGAUUCAGGGGGCUAAUAUCCUAAAUUUUACCAGUUGUACCUUUUUUGGCUUUGGGACUUUGAUUUGGUAAUUUAUUCCAAUUCCCAUAGCCUCUUUCUUUUCAACUUUUGUACUGUUUUUGGAAAUUCAAAUUCUAAUGUUUUUCUUGCAAAUUCCAUUUCCUUCUUUCUUCCUUUAUUUUUGUUAUUGAGAUGUAGACCCUUUUUGGGUUGAUCAUGGAUCAGGGCCCCAUUGAU